Messenger RNA from Drosophila ficusphila, 3579 nucleotides. RefSeq names its product plastin-1 (gene Fim). NCBI's taxonomy places the organism in Eukaryota, Metazoa, Arthropoda, Insecta, Diptera, Drosophilidae. Gene Ontology annotation, cellular component: cytoplasm; actin filament bundle; actin filament. Gene Ontology annotation, molecular function: calcium ion binding; actin filament binding. The transcript has 5 exons. The record is from RefSeq and is a predicted model, not a curated record. Gene Ontology annotation, biological process: actin filament network formation; actin filament bundle assembly. Bases 508 to 2436 code for a protein of 642 amino acids.
UUUCCGUAUCUGGUCACACUGGUUGUUGUGUUCUCCACUUCGUCGCGUCGCCUUAACAAAAGUGUUAAAUAUUGUUAACAGAAACGCUUCGCACGCACAGUAGCCGGCCGAUUAUGAGUUUAGACGCCACACUGAUCGUAAAAACAGAACGGAAAAACGCUUGAAAUUGUAAAUAAACAUAGUUACUUAUGUUAAACUUUUUUUUUUUGGUAAGAAGCCAGUAACAAACAAACCACGAAUAAAAACGCAAGUGUGUGAGUGCAAAUUUUAGAAAUAUUUAUUAAACUCGAGAAAUUUAUUCAAAACGCACAAACAAAAAGAUACAUAUUAAAAAAGGAGCGCGCGACAAAUAAAAAGAGGAGCAUACAAGAAAAAACGCCGACUGCGAAAACGGCGACAAAGUGAAAUUGAUAAUAAACGCAUAAUUUAUUUAAAAUAAUAACCAAUCAACGGCGGCAGUCAGUUAUAAAUAAUUAAGAAAGUUAAGAAGAAAAGCACACAACGAAAAUGGCAACACUAAACAAAUUCACAAAAACUUUGUCCAUUGAUGAAAAGGCCGAGAUCAAGGAGAAAUUCAUAGAGUUGGACGCCAACAAGGAUGGCUUCAUCGAUCUUCACGAGCUGAAGGAUGCACUCAACCAAGUGGGCUUCAAGCUGGCCGGCUACCAGGUGCGCGAGAUGAUCGAUGAGUACAAGGGCAAACAGCUGACCGCCUUCCAGGGCAAACUGAACCUGGAGGAGUUCGAGGCCCUGUGCCUCGAUCUAAAGAGCAAGGAUGUGGCCAGCACAUUCAAGACGGUCGUCUCCAAGAAGGAGAACCUGGAGACGCUCGGCGGCAUGUCGAGCAUCUCGUCGGAGGGCACCACCCAUUCGGUGCGGCUCGAGGAGCAGCUGGCCUUCUCCGACUGGAUCAACUCGAAUCUGGGCCACGACAAGGACCUGCAGCACCUGCUGCCCAUCGACAGCGAGGGCAAGCGUCUGUAUCUGAGCAUCAAGGAUGGCAUCCUGCUCUGCAAAAUCAUCAAUCACUCCUGCCCCGACACCAUCGACGAGCGGGCGAUCAAUAAGAAGAACCUCACCGUCUACCGGGAGUUCGAGAACUUGACCCUGGCGCUGGUCUCCUCCCAGGCGAUCGGUUGCAACAUCGUGAACAUCGAUGCCCACGAUCUGGCCAAGGGCAAGCCCCACUUGGUGCUGGGUCUCCUCUGGCAGAUCAUCCGCAUCGGUCUCUUCAGCCACAUCACCUUGGACAGCUGUCCCGGCUUGGCUGGCCUUCUCUUCGACAACGAACGGCUGGAGGAUCUGAUGAAGAUGUCGCCGGAGGCCAUCCUCCUGCGUUGGGUCAAUCAUCACCUGGAGCGUGCCGGCAUCUCGAGGCGGUGCACCAACUUCCAGUCGGACAUCGUCGAUUCGGAGAUCUACUCGCACCUGCUGAAGCAGAUUGCCGGCAACGAUGCCGAUGUCAAUCUGGACGCUCUGCGGGAGUCGGACCUUCAGUCCCGGGCGGAAAUCAUGCUGCAGCAGGCUGCCAAGCUCAACUGCCGCAGCUUCCUCACGCCACAGGACGUCGUCAACGGCGUCUACAAGCUGAACUUGGCCUUCGUGGCCAACCUGUUCAACAACCAUCCGGGAUUGGACAAGCCCGAGCAGAUCGAGGGACUCGAGUCCAUCGAGGAGACGCGCGAGGAGAAGACUUACCGCAACUGGAUGAACUCAAUGGGUGUGGCGCCGCAUGUGAACUGGCUGUACUCCGAUUUGGCCGAUGGCCUGGUCAUCUUCCAGCUGUUCGACGUCAUCAAGCCGGGCAUUGUCAACUGGAGCCGGGUGCACAAGCGCUUCAGCCCGCUGCGCAAGUUCAUGGAGAAGCUGGAGAACUGCAACUACGCGGUGGAUCUGGGCAAGCAGCUGAAAUUCUCGCUGGUCGGAAUCGCUGGCCAGGAUCUUAACGAUGGCAAUGCCACGCUGACGUUGGCUCUCAUCUGGCAGCUGAUGCGCGCGUAUACCCUGUCCAUUCUGUCCCGCUUGGCCAACACUGGCAACCCCAUCAUCGAGAAGGAGAUCGUCCAGUGGGUGAACAACCGAUUGACGGAGGCUGGCAAGCAGUCGCAGCUGCGUAACUUCAACGACCCGGCCAUUGCCGAUGGCAAGAUCGUGAUCGAUCUGAUCGAUUCCAUCAAGGAGGGCAGCAUCAACUACGAGCUGGUCCGCACCAGCGGCACACAGGAGGAUAACCUGGCCAAUGCCAAGUACGCCAUCUCCAUGGCCCGCAAGAUCGGAGCCCGCGUUUACGCCCUGCCCGAGGACAUCACCGAGGUGAAGCCCAAGAUGGUGAUGACCGUCUUCGCCUGCAUGAUGGCCCUCGACUACGUGCCCAACAUGGACAGUGUGGACCAGAACAACCACAACAGCUCCGCCAACAACAGCAACAGCAAUUAGGCGCCAUAGCCACAACUCAAUUAUAUAUAUACAUACAUAAACAAGAGGAUGGGAUUUUGAAAGGGAAAGAACAGUGGGAACUACGUAAAAUUUUCGUAUUCGCUAAUUACUAACUACUCUAUCCGAUUGCGUUCCCUCCUGCGCAUUUGUGUUUACUUUUUUUUAAAUUCGAUUACUUUUUGUAAUUUUUUUUAUUAUAUAUUUAUAUAUUAUAUACUUGAGUAUGAGUUUCCCCCUAUUGUAAUUAAGCAAACAGAUUUUAGAGUGUCGCGCGCAUCUGUUUCCCAGCCCCGCGAGGUGUUUCUUUAUUAGUUUUGUUUAACAAUUGUUUAAUUAUACAACUGUAACCUUAUUUUAUAAAUAGAGGUUUUGCUUUUUCCACUUAAAAUCCUUAAAAGAAAAGAACUAAGAAACGAAAAAAAAAAAAAAACAAGCGACAAAGUUGAAUGUGCAAGAUUAAGUGAGAAUUGUAAUAUUAACAUUACGACAAAAACAAUGGAAACAAUUAAUUUUGUAAUAUAUAUACAUAUAUAUUUAUAUACGACUACGAUAUGCGCCUAUUAUAUAAUGCCCGCCGAUCGAAAUUUAUGCUACCUUGCAGAACCAAAGGCACUCUUAAGGAAGCACUAAUAAUUCCACUUUUGUGCCUUUGAUUCUGCCAUGUUGCAAAAAUGCAGGUCGUAUUUAGACUCUUCUUGGGCACGGUACAUAACAUAUAUUUACAUAAAUCGAUAUAUUUUUGCAUGAAUGCGUUGCCUGAAGGGGAGAUAAUUAACGAAGAUCGGGAAUAUCCAGAAACAAAAGAAAUUGACAAAACAAAAAACAGAGUAAAUAAUUUUGUAUUUAAUAUAUUUUUUUUUUUGCGUAUAAUUGUAAGCCGCUUUUGUUUAUGUUUUUUCCAACGCGUAUGUUUGUUCUACUUCGUUUAAAAUAUUUGUUUAAUUUUGCGUUUAAGUGCUUUAGAGCGAGAUGGCAAUAGGCGGCGCCAACAUGGCGUAGAAAGAGAGGGCAACAAACAUUUUUUAGUGCAAUGAGGCGACAUACAAAUCCAAGAGAAAAAACGAAAUAAGAAAAAGAAAGUAAUACUAUAUGCAUAAUACAAGUAAAACAAUAAAGAAACUAAAAAAAAAUACUAAAAUAAAA